Molecule: messenger RNA, 1116 nt
Organism: Kockovaella imperatae
Lineage: Eukaryota; Fungi; Basidiomycota; Tremellomycetes; Tremellales; Cuniculitremaceae
Product: PLC-like phosphodiesterase
Exons: 7
Coding region: 1-1116 (371 amino acids)
Biological process (GO): lipid metabolic process
Molecular function (GO): phosphoric diester hydrolase activity
Source: RefSeq, a predicted model, not a curated record
AUGAUACCCCUCUUCCUCCUCGCGGCAUCCUUGCUGUCCUCCUCAGCACUCGCAGCGACGACUUGCAAUGGCGAUGACUCGCUCUGUGAUCGAUCAUACUCAAAUAUGACCUUCCUUGGCGCUCACGAUUCUUAUGCCGUCGGAACGAGCUUGGCAGAUGAUCAAUCGAGCGGCGUGACGGACCAAUUGAACGAUGGAAUCCGCACGCUUCAGAUUCAGGCCCACAAUAUGAGCGAUGGGAUCCAUCUCUGUCAUUCUGCUUGUUCUCUCCUCGAUGGCGGACUGAUGGAGUCGUACCUUGCUGAAGUCAACACAUGGGUCUCUGCGAAUCCGAACGAAGUCAUUACCAUUGUCAUUGUCAACAGUGAUAGUCUCCCACCCACAGCAUACGAAUCGGCUUUCCAAUCAUCCGGGCUUCAAUCCCAUGUCUAUUCACCACCUUCAGCGGCGAUUGCAUUCAAUGCUUGGCCCACCCUCGGCUCGUUGAUCGAUGCCGGGACGACCGUCGUGGUGUUCAUGAAUUACGAUGCGGAUUUUAACCAAGUGCCGUGGAUCAUCGACGAAUUCUCCAACAUGUUUGAAGACUCCUACAACGAUGUGGACACUACGUGGAGCUGUGCGGCGAACAGGAGUGGAAGCAAUCCGGCUUCUAGCUUGAUGAUGGUCAAUCACUUUUUGGACGUGGUGUAUGACCUCGCUGGAACGGCUAUUUACAUUCCCGACAAGGACGCCAUCAAUACGACCAAUUCAGAGUCCAGUCUAGAGAUCCAUGUAGACAACUGCAUGACUCUCUGGGGCCGCCACCCCAAUCACAUCCUUCUCGAUUUUUACAACUCAAAUGGCAAUGCACCGUUCGACUACGUCGCACAGCUGAAUGGCGUCCCUGCACCGACGACCAACGUGCAAGCUGUGGCCCCGGGUGGUGGAGAGAACAGCAGCAGUGGCAACGGAACAGAUUCUUCAAACCAAGCUCAGAUCUCCUCAUCUAGCAGGUCUUCGACAGGAUCUGGAGGAGCGUACGGACGCGCGGGCAUGUUGCCGACAGAGAGCUGGACUCUUACUGUCAGUCUAAUCGGCAUGGGCCUCGGUGGAGGUGUCGUCAGCUUGUGGCUGUAA